AUGAAUAAGAUUGAAAAAAUCUCAAUCUUAAAUCAUAUUAAAUCGUCAGAAGAAUCGAAUGAUACUACUUACUCGCUGAAAUUUCCGGUCCAUCAUAAGCAUCGGCGAAACGAAGCAACUCGAUCUAUAAAUAGUCAAGACGCAUUACCGUUAACAUUAGAUGAUAUCGAAAAAAUUGUUGUCACAGCAUACCAUGAUGCUGAAUUGAUUAUGAAAGAUUUGAAGUUAACAGAAACAAUGAAAAAGCAUAAGUUAAAUGAAUUGAAUACAUUGAGUUCGUUCGUUUUUACUCAAUUAACAAAGUAUUCUACAAUUGAUUAUUCUGCUGUGAGCAGUAUUGACGACGAAGACGAAGACUCAGAUGAUGAUGAUAGUAAUAAUAAUGAUAUUCUCACUGAUUGUUCUGAGAAUGAGCGCGAAUCAGAUGAGGAUUCUUCCGAAAAUGACAACCAAGGCUUAUAUCACUUGACUGUAUCAAAACAAACGUUCCACGGUAUGAAAAUUUACGAUGUUAUUAAUCCAGCAAAAGCGAAUCAUUAUUUCAAGAUUUUUAUUAAUGAUAAACCAAAAUAUAUCCAUAAACAAACAGCUGCGAGAAUGCUGUCUAUUAAUAAGAAUUCUUUGUCUUCGGACAGGCAAAUACGAGUUCAGCAAACAAAAAUUCAAAACUGA
Messenger RNA from Adineta ricciae, 672 nucleotides. The record is from the annotation of a GenBank genome assembly. Lineage: Eukaryota; Metazoa; Rotifera; Eurotatoria; Adinetida; Adinetidae.